Momordica charantia (bitter melon) is the source of this 3294-nucleotide messenger RNA. RefSeq names its product putative leucine-rich repeat receptor-like serine/threonine-protein kinase At2g24130. Gene Ontology annotation, biological process: protein phosphorylation. NCBI's taxonomy places the organism in Eukaryota, Viridiplantae, Streptophyta, Magnoliopsida, Cucurbitales, Cucurbitaceae. The record is from RefSeq and is a predicted model, not a curated record. Gene Ontology annotation, molecular function: protein binding; protein kinase activity; ATP binding.
GGACUCGACUCUUAGGGUCAAAUAUUAUCUCUACUAUUUUAUUAGCCAUUUCCAUUACUCUGUUUCCCUUCUUAAAGGCCCCCCUGUUCAUCCCUCCUGUUUCAUCACCCCCCACUUCUCUCUCUUCCGUCCCACCACAAAAAACUCCAUACUCAACAAUGGAGUUCUGCAACUUCUGUGUAGUAUUCUUUUUUCACUGCUUCCUAAUUCUUUCAUUCAACAGAGCUUCUGGUGAUCACGAAACCUCCAUUAAUGGCGAUUCUCAGAAGGCAGCAUUGCUCUCGUUCAGAGAAGGGAUUGUUUCUGAUCCACACAACUAUCUCAAGGAUUGGAAAUCCUCUUCAAAUCUCCACUUCUGUAACUGGGCUGGAAUCAAGUGCAACAACUCCACCCAACGAGUCCAAAAGCUCGAUCUCAGCGACAAGUCCCUCAGGGGAACCGUUUCCCCAUCCCUCUCCAAUCUCUCCUCCUUGACAAUCCUCGACCUGUCCAGAAACUCCUUCCAAGGCCCAAUCCCAUCGCAAUUCGGCUCUCUCAUCAACCUCCAGCAGCUGAGCUUAUCAUGGAACCGCCUCACCGGCAAAAUCCCCACCGAGCUCGGAUUCCUCCAGAGCCUCAAAUUUCUCGAUCUGGGUAGCAACAGACUCGAGGGGGAAAUUCCUCAGAUGCUCUUUUGCAAUGGUUCUAAUCUCAUGUUGAGAUACAUAGACUUAUCGAACAAUUCUUUGGAGGGGAAAAUCCCUUUGAGGAGUGAAUGCCCUUUGCCAGAAUUGAUGUGUCUUUUGCUCUGGUCGAACAAAUUGGUGGGGCAGGUCCCGUUGGCGCUUUCCAAUUCGACCAAAUUGAAAUGGCUGGAUUUGGAGUCGAAUAAGCUGAGUGGGGAGUUGCCAGCUGAGAUUGUUGGGAAAAUGCCGUUGUUGCAGUACCUUUAUUUGUCUGAUAAUGAAUUUGUUGCCCACGAUGGCAACUCAAAUCUUCAACCCUUUUUUGCUUCUUUGGUGAAUUCUUCAAAUCUUCAAGAGCUGGAGUUGGCAGGGAACCGUCUUGGUGGGGAGAUUCCUUCAAUUAUUGGCGAUCUUCAUGUCAAUCUCUCGCAGCUUCAUUUGGAUGACAAUCUUAUCUAUGGCUCAAUCCCUCCUUCCAUUUCAAACCUUAGAAAUCUUACCCUUUUGAACUUGUCUAGCAACCUUCUGAAUGGCACAAUUCCUUCUGAGCUUUCCAGAUUGAGGAAUCUGGAGAGGUUCUAUUUGUCUAACAAUUCACUCUCGGGUGAAAUCCCAUCUUCUCUCGGUGAAAUCCCCCGUCUGGGUCUUCUUGAUUUGUCCAGAAACAAGCUCUCCGGUUCAAUUCCGGAGGAUUUGGCCAAUCUUUCCCAGCUGAGAAAGUUGCUUCUUUACGGAAACCGUCUCUCGGGCACCAUCCCACCCAGCCUGGGAAAAUGUACCAACUUAGAAAUUUUGGACCUUUCUAGCAACCAAAUUUCAGGGGCUAUUCCCAGUGAAGUUGCAGGAUUGAGGAGCUUGAAAUUGUAUUUGAACCUCUCGAGCAACCAUUUACAUGGGCCUUUGCCAUUGGAGCUUAGUAAAAUGGACAUGGUCCUGGCAAUUGACCUGUCCUCCAACAAUCUCUCAGGCCCAAUUCCAUCUCAACUUGGAAACUGCAUUGCUGUUGAAUCCCUCAAUCUCUCAGACAAUUCCCUUGAUGGGCCUUUGCCAAUUUCAAUUGGGCAGCUCCCUUAUCUCCGAGUUCUUGAUGUUUCUUUCAAUCAGCUAACUGGGAACGUCCCAGACACUCUUCAAACAUCCUCAACUCUGAAACAGCUCAACUUCUCUUUCAACAGAUUUUCAGGGGAGAUUUCAAAGAAGGGGGUGUUUUCCCGGCUGACAAUAUCUUCAUUCCUGGGAAACAAUGAUCUCUGUGGCCAAAUCAGAGGCCUCCCAAAAUGCAGAGAGAAGCACAAACGGCGGCACAUGCUGUCAAUUCUAAUGUCUUCAUCAGCAGCAUUUGUGUUCUGCAUGAUCGGGAUCUCGCUGGCGGCUCUGAGGUCAAAGAUGAGAAAACGCCUCGCAGUUUUCAGCAGAAGGGAUUUGGAAAAAGAGGAAUACGAAAUAGAACAAGAAGCCGAGAGGAAAGAAAUGAAGCACCCAAGAAUCUCAUACAAACAACUCGUGGAAGCAACCAAUGGAUUCAGCCCCUCGAGCGUGAUCGGGUCAGGGAGAUUCGGAGACGUGUACAAGGGAAUUUUACCAGACAACACAAAGAUCGCCGUCAAAGUCCUGAACCCAAUCAGAACAGCAGGGGAAAUUUCCCGCAGUUUCAAAAGAGAGUGCCAAGUUCUGAAGAGAACAAGGCACAGAAAUCUGAUCAAAAUCAUAACCACGUGCAGCCGCCCAGAUUUCAAGGCGCUGGUUCUGCCAUUAAUGUCGAACGGGAGCUUGGAGAGCCAUCUUUAUCCGAGCCAGAGAGGGGCCGCUGAAAUUGAUUUGGUUCAAUUGGUGAGCAUUUGCAGCGACGUGGCGGAAGGAGUGGCGUAUUUGCACCACAAUUCGCCCGUCAGAGUGGUGCAUUGUGAUCUUAAACCCAGCAAUAUUCUUCUCGAUGAUGACAUGACCGCUCUGGUCACUGAUUUUGGAAUUGCGAGGCUGGUGAGCGGCGGGGGAGAAGAUCACAGUACCGCCACCACUGCUCCUCCAGAUGAUUCCAGCUCCUUCAGUUCAACUCACGGCCUGUUAUGUGGGUCCGUCGGUUACAUAGCUCCUGAAUACGGAUUGGGAAAACGAGCGUCGACAGAGGGGGACGUGUUCAGUUUCGGGGUGCUCGUGUUGGAGCUGGUGACGGGGAAGCGCCCAACGGAUCACUUUUUCCAGCAGGGCGCGGGGCUGCACGAAUGGGUGAAGACUCAGUACCCGCACAGCCUGGACCCCAUUGUUGGGGAGGCGAUGGAGAGAUACUGCAGCGCCGCGGCGGCGAGGGCAGGGCCGAGGCCCUGCAAGAGGCUGUGGCGGGAAGUGAUAGUGGAGCUGGUGGAGCUGGGGCUGAUGUGUACGCAGUUCACGCCGUCGGCGAGGCCCACCAUGGUCGACGUGGCACAGGAAAUGACACGUUUGAAGGAGUAUCUCUCGCAUUCUAUGUCGUCGCUGUAUACGAGACGGUGAAUACUGAAUAAUUAAUAAUUGAUAAUUCAUUCUUUUAAUUUGUUUGUUUUCAUUUUAUGCUAACAUGUAUAUGAUAUGACCAAUUUUUGGGUCUGUAAUCUACGUUUGUAUUUUUCUUUUUCUUUUGUGCAUUUUGUAA